Molecule: messenger RNA, 1106 nt
Organism: Apis florea (little honeybee)
Lineage: Eukaryota; Metazoa; Arthropoda; Insecta; Hymenoptera; Apidae
Source: RefSeq, a predicted model, not a curated record
ACCAGAGGAUACGAACCUUGGAUAGCGAACAGUGACUCAGUUUGCUUUCGUUAGUCUUUAUGGAAGGUUCGUACCGAUAUUUCGUGUAAAUCGUUUUAACGCAUGUUAUUUUUCUUCUCUAUAUAUUUGAUACAAUCAGGAUUAGGAUUUUCUCAUUUUCGGAGUAACGACAAUAGAGAGGGAUGUGAGUAACUGUGUGUCAACGACAUAGUGUGCGAAUGUAAUCGUGAUACGAACAGAGAUCAAUUAGACGAAAGGUAUACUCUGUCGUGAGUAAAGUGUCAAAUGCCAGCGGACAAUGAAUACGAUGAUACGAAGCUGGAUCCUCUGCAGUCUAUUUCUGCUGGGAUACAUUCAAGAAUGCUGGCUACUCAUAAUAAAAGGCGUGAACAUACCAUCGACAGUGAAAGCCGAAGACACCGAUUAUGUGAUUCUGGAUUGCGAUUACGAUCUCGAAGAUACGCCAAGCAACGGAUUAGUGGUAAAAUGGUUCUUUAACGCAAACGAAGUGGCUUACCAAUGGAUAUACGGUAGGGAUCCUUUGGCCGGAGAUAUUACACGGAAAUACGUUGACUUGAAGUAUAAAGCUAGCAACAAUCCAUACACUACGUACCGAGCCAUGAAAUUGAACAAGCCCGGUAUCGAUCUUAGUGGCGAGUACAAAUGUGUCAUAUCCACUUUCGCGGAUGAGCAGUCUGCAAGUGCUUCCAUGCUUGUAUAUUCAACGGAAGAUAAAUUCGAUCUUAUAUAUAGGAAGAAAAUUAUAGACGAUAAGAAUGGGGUAGAGAUAACGUGUAUGGCAGAGGGACUAUAUCCACAACCUACUCUAGAUAUAUCUAUCGAGGAUGUCCCGGAAAAACAAACAAAACCUACCAUUACACUACGAGCUGAUGGACUAUACGAUAUCUUAUCACGAACGAUCUUACUUGAUGAAAAUUUACCUGAAGCAGCGAUUGUCAAAUGCUUGCUUGGUAUACCGAAAGUGAACUAUAACAUUUCUCACAAAGCUGUCUACUAUCCUGGAAAUUUCGUUGGUCAAUUAUCAAUUAACUUUCUUCUAGUUAUAAUGCAAAUGGCAUUAAUCAAUAUAUUCAAUUAAUUAUUAG